Messenger RNA from Mycetomoellerius zeteki, 2316 nucleotides. RefSeq lists its product as uncharacterized. The annotation marks the transcript as partial. Gene Ontology annotation, molecular function: nucleic acid binding. The transcript has a single exon. Gene Ontology annotation, biological process: DNA integration. The record is from RefSeq and is a predicted model, not a curated record. NCBI's taxonomy places the organism in Eukaryota, Metazoa, Arthropoda, Insecta, Hymenoptera, Formicidae.
GCGCUAGGAGUUUUAUGGAAUCAUAAGGAAGAUCUUUUGCAAUAUAAUGUGAAAAAGGUCAAGGCUGGUCCGAUAACAAAACGUAGCAUCUUGUCAGCCAUUGCUCAGGUAUAUGAUCCCUUGGGUUUGCUUGGACCUAUCAUAAUAAUAGCGAAGAUAAUUAUGCAACAGCUAUGGACAUUGGAAUUGAAUUGGGAUGAAAGUCUACCUCAAGAGCUUCAUACCAAGUGGCAAACGUAUCAAUCAUCGUGGAAUCAGAUUGGCAACUUAAGAAUUCAUCGCCCGAUAAAACAAAGGGGCUCUACUAGCAGAAUAGACAUUCAAGGAUUUAGUGACGCAUCAGAGCGAGCAUAUGGAGCCUGCCUAUAUGCGAUUAGUCGAGAUUCAGCGGGUAACCUCCAGUCGCAGUUACUAUGUGCCAAAUCAAGAGUGGCCCCCUUAAGGGUUUUGACUAUAGCUAAGUUAGAAUUAUGUGCGGCGCUACUAUUGGCAAAGCUCUACAAAACUGUACAAGAUGCUCUGGGCGAGAGAAUUAACAACGUUCAAUUAUGGAGCGAUUCCACGAUCGUGUUAGGAUGGAUACAUACCUGUCCUAGCUCUCUAAAAACAUUUGUUGCAAAUCGAGUAUCACAAAUACAAACCCUCGGUUUACAGGGCUCUUGGAAGCACGUACCUUCAGCCCAGAAUCCAGCAGAUAUUUUGUCAAAGGGAGCCACUAUUGACGAAUUGCAAAAUAACAAGUUAUGGUGGCAUGGCCCAGGAUGGCUAUUAGAAGAAGGUUCCUGGCCAGAGCAACUCAUAAGUGUUAAGGAGUUACCUGAAAGGAGAGCGGUCACUGGCCUUGUAGUAACAAACCCACCGUCAGGAAUAUUGCCUUCAGUGUCCUCCUUUAGCCGGCUGCUUCGAAUCAUAGCAUAUUGCUACCGAUUAUUGAAUCGGGGCCCAUCAAGGGCCAAACAUGGAGUUCUCACGGUAGACGAAAUCGAGCAAGCAGAAACAGCAGUCGCAAGAGUAGUACAAGGGGAGGCUUUCCCUUAUGAGCUGCAUUGCUUGCAAAAUGGUAAGCCUAUCAAGCAGAAUACCAUAACUAUCGCACUGGAUCCGUACAUAGACGACAAGGGUUUGAUUCGAGUUGGAGGCAGAUUGCAGCAAGCAGCUCUGACUCAAGGGACGAAGCAUCCAGUUCUAUUACCCUCUAAGCAUCAUGUAACAAGAUUGCUAUUAGAAGAAGAGCAUAAACGCUUACAUCAUUGCGGCGCAGAGCAGCUACUGGCAUCAGUAAGACAAAAAUAUUGGAUUUUGUCCGGCAGAAGGGAAGCUCGUAAGGUUACGCGAUCGUGCGUAAGUUGCUUUCGUUGGAAGCCUAUCAGCGCUCAAGUUAAGAUGGGAAGCCUACCAGCACCGAGAGUUACCGGAUAUGUCCGCCCCUUCGCUAUUAGUGGAGUGGACUAUGCUGGUCCAAUCAAGAUUAGGGAAAGCAGACGUCGUGGUCGAAUGCAUACAUCCAAGGCUUAUGUUGCUUUAUUUAUAUGUUUCAAUACUAAGGCGGUUCAUCUGGAAUUGGUGACAGAUCUCACAACAGAGUGUUUUAUGGCAGCGUUACGUCGUUUCACUGGCAGGCGAGGAAACUGUCAACAGUUGUAUUCGGACAACGCUACUAAUUUCGUGGGCGCUGCCAGAGAAUUGGAGCAGAUAUACGACUUUCUGAGGAAGGGGGAACAAGAAAUACGAACGGAACUUGCCAGCCAAAGAAUCGAAUGGCAUUUCAUCCCUCCGCGAGCCCCCAACUUUGGCGGUCUUUGGGAAUCGAAUAUUAAGAGUAUGAAAAGGCAUUUCUAUGUCGUAACCAAAGGAUUAGUGUUGACUUUCGAGGAGUGCUAUACACUCUUAAUAGGCAUAGAAGCGGUCCUAAAUUCAAGGCCAUUAACCGCUAUAUCCAGUGAUGUAAGAGAUCUAACAGUCUUAACCCCAUCCCAUUUUCUAAUAGGAGAACGUUUAUCGCAACCAGUGGAGAAGGAGUAUCGAGAGGUACCUGACAAUAAGCUGAAAAGGUGGCAACAUCUGCAGAAGGUGCGCCAAGAUUUUUGGCGACGUUGGCAAAGGGAGUACCUAGUGGAAUUACAGCGCCGGACUAAAUGGACCUCUGGUGAGAAGAACCUUCAACCAGGAUCUUUGGUACUAUUGAAGGAGGAUAAUUUGCCCCCUCUUCAAUGGGCAAUUGGACGGAUCACGGACGUUUACCCAGGAAGCGAUAACAUUGUACGAGUCGUCGGUGUACAGACAGCUGGCGGAACUUUUAAAAGAUCAGCUAGAAAU